Aspergillus japonicus CBS 114.51 is the source of this 444-nucleotide messenger RNA. RefSeq names its product 40S ribosomal protein eS19. The transcript has 4 exons. Gene Ontology annotation, biological process: ribosomal small subunit assembly; translation. The coding region runs from base 1 to 444 and encodes 147 amino acids. Gene Ontology annotation, cellular component: ribosome; cytosolic small ribosomal subunit. The record is from RefSeq and is a predicted model, not a curated record. Lineage: Eukaryota; Fungi; Ascomycota; Eurotiomycetes; Eurotiales; Aspergillaceae. Gene Ontology annotation, molecular function: RNA binding; structural constituent of ribosome.
AUGGGUGGUGUCACCGUUCGCGAUGUCGACGCGCAGAAGUUCAUCGCUGCCUACUCUGCGUUCUUGAAGCGUCAGGGAAAGCUCCCCAUUCCUGGAUGGGUUGACACUGUCAAGACCUCCGCUUCCAACGAGCUCCCUCCCCAGGAUGCCGACUGGUACUACGUCCGCGCUGCUGCCGUCGCCCGUCACAUCUACAUGCGCAAGACCGUCGGUGUUGGCCGCCUCCGCAAGGUCCACGGUUCCGUCAAGAACCGCGGUUCCCGCCCCAACCACCACGUCGAUGCCUCCGGCUCCGUCGACCGCAAGAUCCUCCAGUCCCUCGAGAAGAUCGGUGUCCUCGAGACCGAUGAGGAGAAGGGUGGCCGCCGCAUCACCCAGAGCGGCCAGCGUGAUCUUGACCGUAUCGCCAAGACCACCGUUGACGAGGAGGAGGACGACGAGUAA